Molecule: messenger RNA, 1373 nt
Organism: Oryza brachyantha (malo sina)
Lineage: Eukaryota; Viridiplantae; Streptophyta; Magnoliopsida; Poales; Poaceae
Product: nitrile-specifier protein 5
Exons: 2
Coding region: 168-1151 (327 amino acids)
Biological process (GO): nitrile biosynthetic process
Cellular component (GO): cytosol; nucleus
Molecular function (GO): protein binding; enzyme regulator activity
Source: RefSeq, a predicted model, not a curated record
GGCCAAAUUGGUUCAGGAAAUGUCGCCUUCAGGUUCCUCCUCACUUCCUCAGCCAGCUUACAGGUGAAGCACUCCACUACUCCAGUUAUUGCCUGGCCUGGCCUGCCAGAUUGAAGGAGAAAGGCAAGGCUUAGUAGAGGAAGCAGAGCUCCGAUUUGUGCAUUCCAAUGGCUGCUGGCACCUGGGUGAAGCUAGAGCAGAAGGGAGAUGGGCCGGGAGCAAGAAGCUCCCACGCCAUCACCCUCGUCGGCGACACGGCCUACGCGUUCGGCGGUGAGUUCACCCCUCGCGUGCCGGUGGACAACGCCAUGUACGCCUUCGACCUCAAGUCGCAGUGCUGGUCGUCCCUUGACGCCGCCGGGGACGUGCCGCCCCCGCGCGUCGGCGUCAGCAUGGCGUCCGUCGGCGCCACCGUGUACAUGUUCGGCGGCCGCGACCAGGACCACAAGGAGCUCAACGAGCUGUACUCCUUCCACACGGAGACCGGCACGUGGACGCUGCUGUCCUCCGGCGCCGGCGAAGGCCCACCGCACCGGAGCUACCACUCCAUGGUGGCGGACGCGGAGGGCGGGAAGGUGUACGUCUUCGGGGGGUGCGGCGACGCCGGCCGCCUCAACGACCUGUGGGCCUACGAUGUCGCCGCCGGGAAGUGGGAAGCGCUUCCGUCGCCGGGCGAGGCGUGCAAGCCGCGCGGAGGUCCCGGGCUGGCCGUUGCCGGCGGGAAGGUGUGGGUGGUGUACGGCUUCUCCGGCGAGGAGCUCGACGACGUGCACUGCUACGACCCGGCCACCGGAGCGUGGUCCACGGUCGAAACCACAGGUGGCACCGACAAGCCGUCCCCGCGCAGCGUGUUCUGCGCCGCCGGGAUAGGCAAGCAUGUGGUGGUGUUCGGCGGCGAGGUGGACCCGAGCGACCUCGGCCACCUCGGCGCCGGCAAGUUCUCCGCCGAGGCGUUCGCGCUGGACACGGAGACGGGCGCUUGGGCAAGGCUGGACGACGCGUCCGAGCACCACCCGGGGCCGAGGGGAUGGUGCGCGUUCUCGGCGGGGGAGGUCGGCGGCCGGCGAGGGCUGCUGGUCUACGGCGGCAACUCGUCGACGAACGACCGGCUCGACGACAUCUACUUCUUCACUCCGCCGCUAGCUCCUUGAAGCUAGCGAGCGCGCCAAUUGGUCAUGCAGGUGUACGUGUACUGUUUCUGCUUGCUUCUGCCAUCAUGAGCUUGUGUCGUGUAUGUGUGUGCGCUUGUCAAUAUGCUGCUGCAUCUCUUGUUGGUGUUGGUAUUGCUGUCCUGUCUUAUCUUGUGCUUGUGUUUGUUUGUGCAGUUGAACAAUAAUGAGAUGGAUUGGUGCUUGAAAUGCCUGAUUUCCAAA